Messenger RNA from Rhododendron vialii, 651 nucleotides. RefSeq lists its product as uncharacterized. Bases 1 to 651 code for a protein of 216 amino acids. Lineage: Eukaryota; Viridiplantae; Streptophyta; Magnoliopsida; Ericales; Ericaceae. The transcript has a single exon. The record is from RefSeq and is a predicted model, not a curated record.
AUGGCAGAGAAAGAUCAACAGAUCCACCCAAUCCAGCCUGAAUCUUAUAGUCCUCAAUCCAAACGUGACGUAGAGGCAACCACCACGGAGCAAUCCAAAGUAGCCCACCGCCAAAAGCAGAAGAAAUGGCUGCUCUACGGAAUAGCUUUCGUGAUUUUUCAGACCGGAAUCAUAGCCCUCUUCUCCCUCACAGUUAUGAAGGUCCGUAAUCCCAAAUUCCGGGUUCGAUCCGCCACGUUCGACACCUUUGAUAUUGUCCAAACAACCAACCACUCGUUCAAUUUGAGGACCAACGUCGCACUUGGAAUCAAGAACACCAAUUUCGGCCCCUACAAAUACGACAACAGCACCAUGUAUUUCUACUACGGCGAAACGGAAGUUGGAAGUGCUGUUAUUCCCAAAUCAAAAGCCCAAUUCCGAAGAACAAAGAAGUUUACCGUCUCGGUGGAUCUUGCUUCUACAAGUCUAGCCGGGAAUUCACAAUUGGCAAGUGAUAUGAGUUCAGGGAUUGUGCCUCUGAGUAGCCGAUCGAAAUUGAGCGGGAAAGUGGAGCUGAUGUUGAUUUUCAAGAAGAAAAAGCCUGUCGACAUGGAUUGCACCAUGGAAGUAAACAUCGCUGCACAGGCCCUCCAGAAUAUCAAGUGCAAGUGA